Messenger RNA from Castor canadensis (American beaver), 1285 nucleotides. The record is from RefSeq and is a predicted model, not a curated record. NCBI's taxonomy places the organism in Eukaryota, Metazoa, Chordata, Mammalia, Rodentia, Castoridae.
UCAUGUGGACACUCGCAGCCCUUAUGCUCCUGGUUCCAAGCAGUGGGCAAGCUGCUACUCUGGAGAAGCCCAUAUUGUCUCUACACCCACCUUGGACCACAAUCUUCAAGGGGGAGCGUGUAACCUUGCGAUGUGAUGGAUACCACCCUCUGCUCCUGGAGCUCCGGCCCAUCAACACUCUCUGGUAUUUGGGCCACCUCCUCCUGCCCUCCCACAAGAAGAGCAUCGAGGUACAGACCCCAGGGGUGUAUCGAUGCCAGACACGGGGAGCACCUGUCAGUGACCCCAUCCAGCUCUCUGUAUCUAAUGACUGGCUGAUCCUGCAGGUGCCCUAUGCUGCGGUGUUCGAGGGCGAACCGCUGAUCAUGCGUUGCCGUGGCUGGUACGACAAAGUCGUCUACAAGCUUCACUACUACCAUAACGGCCAGGCUGUGCGUUACUUCCACUCCAGCACCAACUACACCGUGUUGCAGGCACGUGCCAGCGACAGUGGCCGCUACCAGUGCUCCGGCACCAUGCGCAUUCCGGUGGAGAGCGCGCCCAUGUUCUCCGCUAAGGUGGCUGUGACCGUGCAAGAGCUGUUCGUGACCCCGGUGCUGAGAGUGAUGGGUUCGCAGGAGGCCCGCGCCGCGCCCCACGGCCGGGUGGUCCUGCGCUGUGAGACCCGCCUGCACCCUCAGAAGCGCGGCACGCCGCUGCAGUUCGCCUUCUACAAGUACAGUCGCCCGGUCCGCCGCUUCGACUGGGGCGCGGAGUACACGGUCCCGGAGCCCGAGGUCGAGGAACUUGAAUCGUACUGGUGCGAGGCGGCCACCGCCACCCGCAGUGUCCGGAAACGCAGCCCGUGGCUGCAGCUCCCGGGGCCGGGCUCUCCCCUGGAUCUGACGUCCUCUACUGCCCGGCAGCACAGGCCUGCAGUUUUGGCGCCGGGUAACAAGCCGCUUUCCUUCAGAAAGCCUCCAGUGUCCAGAUCGGUCCCGUCGGUCACCUCUGUUCCGAACACCACCUCACCGGGGCCGCAAUUCCGGGCCGGCAGAGCUCCCACCGCUGGGUCACCAGGCUGCGCUCCGCCGACGCCCUUGGAGCAAUCGGCAGGAGCUCUGAAACCCAACGUGGACCUUCUGCUCCGAGAAAUGCAGCUGCUCAAACGCCUUCUGAGCCGGGUGGUCGUGGAAUUAAAGGAGCCCCAGGGUCUCCCGGAGCUCAUGGAGACACCUGAGACCCCCAUUAUCCACUUUUCCGAGAACCCAGGAAUCCCAGAGACCACUCCUGUGGCGAGCUGAGG